UACGCGGGUAUAAACCACGCCCCUUUCCCGCUUAGAUACUGGCGGGAGCUGAAAACUAGGAAGCGGCUGCUGCACCGAGCUGCGGAUCAAAACAACAACAAAAACAAGUUUUCGCUUUUACUUUUUAAAUCCAUCAUGGCUUCCGAUCCUGGAGCAGAGUCAGAUAAUGGGAUGUGGGUUAAAACUCGAGAGGCCAUGGCACAUUUCCGGAAGCUACUUUUGUGCUCUAAAUGCUCGAACAUCCUGAGUGAGCCGGUGUGUCUGGGAGCCUGUGAGCAUCUACUGUGCAGGUCGUGUGCGGGUCCUCGGGUGGGAGACGGCUGCAGUGUGUGUCUCAGUCCCUCCUGGGUGAAAGACGUCCACAUCAACAGACAGAUCAGUAACAUCACACAGCUCUUCCUGCAGCUAGAGGCUGUGCUCCAUCCUUCCGAGUGCUCGGCGCCUCCUGCUGAUUCUUCAGCACCCUCGCCGGGAUCCUCCGUCCUCACCAAGAAGAAGAACUUUAAGAUCUGGUUCAGUCCGAAGAGCCGUAAAGUGCGCUGUCGAGCGGAGAACCCAGCAGACUCGAAUCUGUCUGCACCGCAACGCUCCGACUCCGGCGUCCUGUCCGUCUUCAACUUCACCUCCUCCUCCUCCCAGGAUUCAGGCUCCUCCACACCUCCCAGGGUGAGACGAGGGGCUGAGCAGAAGAAGACGAUGACGGGACGAAAGAAACGAAAGCGCGUCGUUAGGAAGCAGAUACGAGGCACCAGGAUUCCGAGUAAGGAAAAGAAGAUGAGGCUGGAGGCCGUGAACCAGCAGUGGGGGUUGGGGAAAGAUGAUCCGGUGGAGGACUCGGUGAAGCAGAACGAGGCGAGGUGCGGUAAGAGGGUAUCCUUCCAGUGUCCAAGCGCUGAAGAAGACCAGCAGGAGGUUCUUCAGUGUGAGAAACGAGUGCUCAGGAGGAGCAUCCUGAAAGACGGGACAGAGAAGACACCUGAUCAAGCGCUCUCUGAGCUCCAGCCUCCUCGUUCUUCUCCGAAAAGAUCCGAACCACGAGGUGGAAGUCCGCAGAGCACGCCGAAGCAUCCCAGACAAGACAGAUCUCCGAGCCAGAGGGUGAGGAGGAGGACGAGAUCAGGUCCGUCUUCAGAGACUUCCAGCAUUUUUGAAAAAUCCGUAGAGGAAAGGAAAGGGAAGGAAAGCUCAGGGAGCUCUCCUGCCACUGGGAGGAGCCAGACUAGCCCCGCCUACAUGAAGAGGAACCAUAAAGGAGAGACGCCUCUGCACCUUGCUGCCAUUAAGGGUGACGUGGAGAUGACGAAAGCGCUCCUGGAGCAGGGAGCCGACCCCAACCUGAAGGACCACGCCGGCUGGACCCCACUGCACGAGGCGUGUAACCUGGGUCACAUGGGUGUAGUGGAAGUGCUGCUCCAGCAGGGGGCGCUGAUUAACACACCCGGAUACGAGAACGACUCUCCUCUACACGACGCCGUGAGGAACGGCCACGCCUCUGUCGCCAAACUACUGCUUCAGCACGGCGCCUCGACCACUGUACUGAAUAUAUUUGGUCUUCGACCUGUUGAUUACGCCACGACUCCAGAAAUGCGAGAGGUCCUAAGUUUGGUCCCUGAGGGACCUCAUUCCGUAACCACGCCAGUGAGCUCUCCAGGAAAUCUGUCAAAGUCUCCAGCUCUGAUGAAGAAGGAUGUCAAGGCCACUCUGAUCGGUAGUAAACUGACAGCGGAUCAGCAGAACCAGCUCGCCAAAGCUGCUCGAGUCCUGCGAGGAAGACGAGUCGAGAGUUUCUCCAGCGCAGUCACACAUGUGGUAGUGCCGGAUGGUCCCAUGCCCUCCACCCUCACCGUCCUGCAGGGAAUCCUCAACGGCUGCUGGGUCCUAACCUUCAGAUGGCUGGCGGAGUGUCUGCAGCAGGGCCGUCGGAUAGAGGAGAGCGAGUUCGAGGUGGCCGAGGGUCCUCAGAGGGCUCGGGCGAACAGAGUCAGUCUGUUGCCUCCUCUCUUCAACGGCUGCUUCUUCUACCUGCUCGGCUCUUUCCACAAGCCUCCCAGAGACGAGCUGGUGCAGCUGGUGAAGGCAGGAGGAGGCCAGCUGCUCAGCCGGCAGCCCAAAGCCGACAGCGACGUGACUCAGACGGUAACGGCGGCGGCGUAUCACGCUCGGCCCGACUCGGAUCAGGCGCUCUGCACUCACUACAUCCUGUACGAGCCGCAGAGCUCGAGCAGACCCGGGCCGGUCCGUCUGGGCAAAGUGUGGUCAGCUCCUUCAUCAUGGCUUCUGGACUGCAUCAGGGCCUUCAGCCUCCUUCCUGUGCCCGAGCUCUGACUCGUCUUUAUGCCCCGAAUACGUGACGGGACACAAAUCAUGAAUAUGCAAAUCGUCAUCGCAUCUCUGAUCUUCCGCAUUACCGAGCGUCGUGUACGAGACAAUACUCCGAGCUCUUUUGAUGGCAUCGCUGUAAAAGAUCAACAGGCCUUACAUUUUCGCUCUCACACGUGCACGUUCCUAAACUCCAAACAGCCGUAAACGACUAAGCGCGUUCAUGGCACGGCUGAUUUCCGUUUAGCCACGCCUACAAAACUCCAUGAAAGGAAAGUUCGCAGAGAGCCGAAAACAACUACUAAAUGGUGAAAACCUGGUGCACUUUUUGUCUUAUUUGCCUUGAUUAAUGGAUGUUUCGAAUCGCAUUCGCGUAUAAAAUCGCAGUUACUCAUCAGCAGUUAUACGAUUUGAAGUUGAUCAUGUAUUCUACGUCCACAGGAGAGACUUUCCUUAUAUGUAAAUGUACACAAACUGAUGGGAUUUUCCUGAACAGCACUUUUUUUUUUUUUUUUUUUUUUAAAGCUCCUGCGCAUGAAUAAAUUUGUUAGAUAAAUUGUUAGUUUCUAGAUUAAGAAUCUGCAUGAACUCUUUUUGUUUUGUUUUUUAAUAUAGCCGUUAUUUUGGGGCACGGUGGCUCAGUGUUAGCACGUUUGCCUCGCACCCUGUGUGUGUGGAUCUUACAUGUUCUCCCCAUGCUUCCUAGAUUUCCUCCAGGCACUCCGGGUUCCUCCCCCAGUCCACAGACAUGGCUGAUUUGCAUCUUUAAAUUGCCUGUAGUGUGUGAACGUGUCCUGAAAUGGGUCGGCACCUCGUCCAUGGUGUCCCCCAGCUUGUAGGAUAGGCUCCAUAUUCCCGGCGACCCUGUGUAGGAUAAGCGGUGUGGAAAAUGGCUGAGUGGAGGGAUGGGUAGCCAUUAUUUCAAGCCACAUACACUCUUAGGCACGUGUUUUUCUUUGUUUGUUUUUUUUCUGUGAAAUGAAACGUAUCUCAUGAAAUGUACAAUAAAGAGCAAUAAAAC
Ictalurus punctatus (channel catfish) is the source of this 3340-nucleotide messenger RNA. It is a transcript of the gene bard1, whose product is annotated as BRCA1 associated RING domain 1. Gene Ontology annotation, molecular function: protein binding. The coding region runs from base 136 to 2325 and encodes 729 amino acids. NCBI's taxonomy places the organism in Eukaryota, Metazoa, Chordata, Actinopteri, Siluriformes, Ictaluridae. The record is from RefSeq and is a predicted model, not a curated record. The transcript has 11 exons.